Messenger RNA from Oncorhynchus tshawytscha (Chinook salmon), 1481 nucleotides. RefSeq names its product endophilin-A2. Gene Ontology annotation, cellular component: cytoplasm; glutamatergic synapse; presynapse. Gene Ontology annotation, biological process: synaptic vesicle uncoating. The record is from RefSeq and is a predicted model, not a curated record. Gene Ontology annotation, molecular function: protein binding. Bases 338 to 1429 code for a protein of 363 amino acids. The transcript is spliced from 9 exons. NCBI's taxonomy places the organism in Eukaryota, Metazoa, Chordata, Actinopteri, Salmoniformes, Salmonidae.
CCCAGCCAAGUGAAUUCGAUAGAUUAGGGCCUUAUGAAUUUAUCUCAAUUGACUGAUUUCCUUAUAUGAACUGUAACUCAGUAAAAUCUUUUAAAUUGUUGCGUUUAUAUUUUUGUUCAGUAUAGCAGAAGCUACUAUGCCUUGCAGGAAGUAGACUGGUUGCCAGGCAAGUUCCCCUCGCAAAGGAAAACUAGCUUGAAGGAGAGUAUGAUCCACUGUUGAGGACUAAACUCCACGGUGAAGGAAGUUUAGUCCGCUACGGAGAAAACGACGCAGAAGAGAAACUUCAGCAAUUAUUUAAAAGUAACUUGCAAGAAGCUUAUAUCCUGCAUCAAAAAUGUCAGUCGCAGGCUUCAAGAAACAAUUUUACAAAGCAAGCCAGAUGGUCAGUGAGAAGGUCGGAGGUGCAGAGGGAACCAAGCUGGAUGAAGACUUCAAAGAUCUGGAGAAGAGGGCAGAUGUGACCAGUAAAGCAGUGGUGGAUGUCAUCUCUAAAACAUCGGAGUACCUGCAGCCCAACCCAGCGUCCAGGGCCAAGCUGACCAUGCUGAACACGGUGUCUAAGAUGCGGGGCCAGGUGAAGAGCCCUGGCUAUCCCCAGGCUGAGGGGCUGCUGGGGGAGAGCAUGGCCAAGUUCGGACGAGAGAUGGGAGAGGACACCAACUUUGGUGGCGCCCUGGUGGAUGUGGGCGAGUCCAUGAAGAGGCUUGCAGAGGUCAAAGAUUCCCUGGACAUCGAUGUCAAACAGAACUUUAUCGAUCCACUGCAGGCUGUCGUCGACAAGGACAUCAAAGACAUCCAGCACCAUCUGAAGAAGUUGGAAGGCAGGCGUCUGGACUACGAUUAUAAGAAGAAACGCCAGGGGAAGAUCCCAGACGAGGAGCUGAGAUCAGCCCUGGAGAAGUUCCACGAGUCCAAAGAGAUGGCAGAGAGCUCCAUGCACAACCUGCUGGAGACUGAUGUAGAGCAGGUGAGUCAGAUGGCUUCUCUGGUCGAGUCACAACUGCAGUAUCACAAACAGGCUGUGCAGAUUCUGGAGGAGCUGACUGACAAACUCCGAGACAGGGUGAACGAGGCCCAGUCUCGCCCCAGGCGUGAGUACACUCCUAAACCCAAAGCCUCCUUUGACUACGAAGAGCAGGAGCAUUCAAAUGGAGAGUACUCCCCCUCUGCCAACCCCCCUUCAUACUCCUCAGACGUCACGUCCUUCCACAGAACACGGUCCAUGAAGAACAGUCGACACUCCUCUGAGCCGUGCGCUAAGGCCCUUUAUGACUUUGAGCCAGAGAACGAGGGUGAGCUGGGCUUCUGCGAGGGCGACAUCAUCAUGCUGACCAACCGCAUCGACGAGAACUGGUUGGAGGGCACUAUCCGUGGCCAAUCAGGAUUCUUCCCCAACAACUAUGUGGAAGUGGUGGUGCCCCUGUAACACUGACAGAACAAUAGGAGGGAUGAGGAGCGGGAGGGAGGGGGAAGGGAGA